UAGGGGCUGUGGCUGUGGGUUGCUAGAGGGAGGGGAAUGAAACCAGCGGAGGAGCGUGUGUGUAUUAUCGAACAGUGACGUCACGCAUUCCAGUCCCAAACACCUGGUGACUCGCGUUGGAAUAGGCACGCAGGAAUAUCUGUGAGCAAAUUAGCAGGAUGGUCGUAGCAACUUUAGGGGAGACGCGUGUCCCGUCGGCUCUGCCAAGGAUCCUGAAGGACUAUACUAAAGCCGCCAUACGGACGCAGCCCAAAGAUCUCCUGAUUUGGUCGGCUGCUUAUUUCAGGGCCAUGACCAAAGGUACAGUUCCUCCAGUAAAGGACAGACUCGAAUUCCCGGUGCCUGAGAGCAAGAGCGGCAUAUCACCCGGUGUACUCCGUGUCCUUCAUAGACAGCUGCAUGAGGAAGACGGAGUGUCGUGGGAGGCCCUUAGAGAGUCCUGUCGAGCAAUGGGAGUGGCCGAGGAGACCGCCCAGGACGCCUGGCAGCGUUCAGAAGGGACCGAAGGAGCUCGUGUCGACUGGGACGUUAUUCUCACUCAUAUCGCUGACCUCUCCACCCACUCAAUCGUGGAAGCCCUGCAGCUGGUGAUGCUGGCAGUGACAGACGAUCCGAUCACCCGCAGGGUUCCUUCGUCUGUCGUUAUAGCACAUUACAGCCACCUCCACUCUGGAUCAAACAUCACACCGUCGGCCGAGUACGAGGAAGCCGUUGCUUACCUGAACGAUAUUGCCAAUUAUCAAGACGGAUUUCUCGUCCCAAGUGACUUGACACGACCAUCCUGCCCACCUCUAAAAUAGUUUCAGAAAUAACUCCACCUUAUUAAGAAUCAGAUCUAAAUCUUUGUUUACCCUUUUCUAUGAUCUUGUAAACUGAUUAACCAAUUGCCAGGCCUACUCGCGACAUAAUAACUUAUCACGUCAGUAAAGAGAAUCUAUUGUACUGAGAGAUAUUAUGUAAGCAAAGUUUGUUUCCUUGAAGAUAAGAUAGUUCACCAGAAAGUCGUAUUUUUGUGAAAUUUCUUAAGUCCGGGUUUGAUUAAAACUAAUGAUUUUUUUUUUUUUUUUUUUUUGCAUUCUUGUAACUUUACGGAUAUUUCCUUGUUAUUGCAUCACUACCUCUCUGAACAAUUAAAUUUCUGCCACUUAACAAUAGAUCCAGAGUUAUUAACUGUAUUAAGGAGUGGAGUGCGCAGGAUAGUAGAACAAGAAAAAAUAUUUCUUUGCAGUCUAGGCCCCAGUGGUUAUCAACUUUUUUUUGGCCCAUUCACCCUUUCACCACAUGUCAUACUGUCAUCCUCCCCAACCUCCCUUCCCAAAAUUGUCUGCAUCCAAAGGUGCAUUCCAAAUAAUAUACAUAUAAUACUAAACAUUCUUGGUCACAAUUCGCCCCCGCACCCGAAACUGAAAUUCCACUUAGCUGAGAACCACUGGUCUAGGCUUACGAUAGUUAACGGGUUGUAUUUACGAAAUGUACUGAAUAGUUAGAAGCUCAUAAACUGAAAUAAAAUAAAGUCCUACACAAAAAUCUUUAUUUUGAAACAAACUUGAUGGACACUCUCAGUUAGUGUGAUUAUUUUUUCUACUAAAAGAAUGUGACAGGAAAAGAAAUAAUCCAAAAAGUACUCUGGCACUCACUGACUACUAGCUUGUAGUCUGCUAAAUUUCUUUGCUGACAUUUCGGACCUAGUUUAGCAACAUUCUGUAUGUAUUUUAUCUGGUUCAUUAUAGGUGCAUGCUUUUAGACACAGUUAUGCUAGUGUUCUUUUUUUUUUUUGUAGUACUAUCAACAAUGCAAUGAUUGUCUGUCACAUUUGUUUCUUGGACCAUUAUAAGUAAAUAAAUAAAAUUCAACAAAGUAAA
Molecule: messenger RNA, 1862 nt
Organism: Macrobrachium nipponense
Lineage: Eukaryota; Metazoa; Arthropoda; Malacostraca; Decapoda; Palaemonidae
Product: ropporin-1-like protein
Exons: 5
Coding region: 159-800 (213 amino acids)
Source: RefSeq, a predicted model, not a curated record